Molecule: messenger RNA, 1361 nt
Organism: Xylona heveae TC161
Lineage: Eukaryota; Fungi; Ascomycota; Xylonomycetes; Xylonales; Xylonaceae
Product: ribosomal protein L27
Exons: 2
Coding region: 67-906 (279 amino acids)
Biological process (GO): translation
Cellular component (GO): mitochondrial large ribosomal subunit; ribosome
Molecular function (GO): structural constituent of ribosome
Source: RefSeq, a predicted model, not a curated record
CUAGCUUCCACGAUCGGGCUUUGAUUGUCAUCGUCCCUCAAGGCAUUCGCCUGCAUACAUCCAAUCAUGCUUCUCCCCCGGGUAGGGAGGCCCUGCAUGCGGGCAAUUGCCCAACGGGCAACGAGCCAAACAUCCUCGUCAACAUCUUCAUAUUCCACCUUCGCUCCUGCUCCGCAAAGAAGUAGCAGCAACUCAGCCAUUCUUUCUCGAUUAAAUUGGGCGCCGAGCACGAAGAUCUCUCCGUCGCUGAUCUUCUCUCGUAAUGCCUCGCACGCACAAUCCGGACGCGCCAAUGGUGCCAAGGACGGACCCGGAAAGCGAUUGGGUGCAAAGAAGACUGGAGAGCAAUAUGUUAUCCCCGGAAACAUCAUUUUCCGCCAGCGCGGCACCCACUGGUUCCCCGGCGAGAACUGUGGCAUGGGCCGCGACCACACGAUUUUCUCUACUGCCCACGGCUACGUCAAAUACUACCGCGAUCCCCUGAAGCACCCUAAGCGCCAGUACAUUGGCGUUGUUUUCGACCGUAAAGAUACCCUUCCAUACCCACAGCAUGCGGCGCGCAAGCGAAAACUCGGCAUGAACGCCCUACCAAUAACCGAUGCGGCGAAGGCGCUGGAUCCUGGCUUUGCUGAUAUUGAGGGUGCUGUCGACCAUGACCUUGUUGCCAAGGGCAACACCGUCGUUGACGUUCGUCGGUCGAAGAAGUCCGCCCGCAAGGGCCGGCCGAUGCAACUCGAGUUACGGCCCGGUUAUAUGUACCGUGAGGCUAACUGGGAGAUUGGCCGUGCUGCUGAACGUGCUGGUGUCAAGACACCAAAGUUCAAGCGCGGCGACCGAUUCGUGGCGUGGAGGAAGCUGGGCGAGCGGAAGCUCAGAAACGCUGAGCGACGUGGCUUGAAGAGAUAAAAACUCGACCGCUUCAAAAGCCAGGAGUGGACGUAUUGGCAUUACUUUGAGUUGCGCCAAAAGUUAUAAGAUGGGCCUGAAUGGAUGUUCAUGGCGCUGGAGCAGGACAAAAAGCUAUGGCAUGUUUGUCAGGAGGCGGUUAUUUCUGGGCCACAUCACAUGCCCAUAGGCAUGGUAUGGUUAUAUCUUGUCGCAAUAUUGUCCACAACUCUGGACCGGAACAUACUAUGUCGCCAAUAGGGGAAUUUCAAUGCAUCGAUGUGGUGAAUUCUCUGCUGUUAUUUAUACCUCCCAAUCACCUCUUUUAUGGGUUCAUAACGCAAGCAUUUAGACUCUUUUCAUGUAUUUUAUUUUUGUACUCUACAUUGCAUUGUAUCUCCAUACAACUUUCGAAUAAGGAAAAUAUUAUAUCGGACACGACUAUGAAAAAGUACAGCUCAAUGAAAAUAAGGACC